Molecule: messenger RNA, 561 nt
Organism: Dicrocoelium dendriticum
Lineage: Eukaryota; Metazoa; Platyhelminthes; Trematoda; Plagiorchiida; Dicrocoeliidae
Source: the annotation of a GenBank genome assembly
AAUCUUACCAAACACCUUCAACAGAUAAUUUUUCUUUGAUGGAGUUUACUACAGACAGAUCGACGGAGUUGCGACUGGACCACUUCUUGCUAACAUUUUCCCUUCUAUACUGAAUAUGGAUCUAUAAAACGCAUCAUCUCUUCAUCUUGUCGAUAUAUGGGUAACACUCUUAUAAUCUGUGAUUCAGACAUUGAUGUCUCCAUUCUGUUGAACCGGGUAAACAGUGUACAUCCAUCGUUGAAGUUCACUAGUGAAAUCGAAAAUGAUGGAAGACAGUUCACUAUAAAGACGUGCGUUCCUGAAAGCAAUCUAUCUUGCUGUGAGACGGAAGCGGGCCGCAAAGCCGCAUGUUGUCAAGGUCCAAUAAUAAAUGACACCCACGAACCGUGUCCCUGCAAAACUACCUGUUGGUCUGUGGUAGAACAAAAAUUGGAGCGUGGAAUUCGGGUGAUCGGUACCAUUGGACUGUUUUUCAGCGUUGUUGAACUGAUGGGAGUUUGGCUAGCUUUGCAGUACAGGCACAAACGCGAUCCUUCCGUUGAUCCAUACCGCGUGCUAUGA